Sungouiella intermedia is the source of this 7203-nucleotide messenger RNA. Lineage: Eukaryota; Fungi; Ascomycota; Pichiomycetes; Serinales; Metschnikowiaceae. The record is from the annotation of a GenBank genome assembly.
AUGAAAGUUGACUUGUAUUGGAGAACCUGGUAUGUAGCUACUGUGAUCACCACAGUAUUGGCGGCUACUAUCACCAUUUCAGAAACGACGACUAUUAGUACUACCAGUUAUGUUCAGGCGGGCACGAACAUGUUCUAUAUUCAGCCUACUGGUGCCUUGAUUGCACCUAAUGCUCGAAUCCUUACUUUUGGAAAUGAUUUGGCUAAUUAUGGAUCUAUCGAUAUUGAUUACACAGGCAAUUCGGCUAUCAGAAUCCCUGGAGGGAAUAACUAUGACACUGGAUUAAUUGACAUCGAUAUUACAGGUACAUUAAGCUUUUAUAAUUCAAGAACAUUUGUUAAUUACGGUACUAUCGACGCCUUUGCUGGUUUGGUUGAUAUCGAUUUAGGCAAGGGACUUUCAAUGACCACCACCAAUGAAGGCACAUUGAAAUUUACGAGCCGAAGUUCUCUUGAGUUCGACACCAACAGACUUUUUACCAACUUAGGUACAUUGGAUUUCAGCGCGGUAACACAAGGAAGUGUCACAUUUAGCGAACUUGACAAUUAUGGUAACAUAACUGUCGUUUCGCUGUCAGCCAAUGACGCAUUUGUUAUUGGGCUGAACCUCAACAACCAUGGAUAUAUCCAUUACAGUUAUGGCUCAAACAGCGGUAUUGCUUUCAACCUAAAUUCACAAAUGAAUAACACUGGCGUUAUUUACAUCUCGGGAACAACUGGCGCUUCCGAGUUUGACCAAGGCUUUGCUGUCAAUAAUGACGGAAGUAUUUGUCUUCUGCAUACCUUUUUCGAUCAGUCAGCGAAGUUUACUGGAACGGGAUGUGUUGUGGCAUCUAACUCAGGAUAUAUGAGCAUGGAUUUGUUCUUUGAGUUUCCGGUUACUCAAAGUAUUGUGCUCAACGACAUAAGUGCACGAGUCAAUAUCAAAUUUCAGGAUACUGGAACUAAGAUAUUCAGCCUCUUCGGAGUUGAAAGCGGGCAUACUUUUAUAACGAGUAGUGGAUUAGCUUCAAUUAGCGCCUCUCACACGUCAUACAACCCAGAAACUGGAAUCUUGACUUGCGGUCAGAGUGAUCUUUUUAAGUCAUAUUUUAACAUUGGCGUUGGCUACGACCCAUCGGGAUUCACUGUUGUGAGCAAUCUGAUUACAUACAAUGGGGAUCUUCCACUUCCAAGACCUUUUCCAGCUAUUUGUGUCUGCGCAGAUGAGAAGUUCACUCAGCCCGAUGAAGUUACCUCCUAUACAACAACGUGGACAACUACUAAUGACGCUGGCGCUACAACGACUCAAUCUGGUGUAGUCGUCAUCAUCAGUGAUGACAUUCCAUAUACCACUACAUCCGUAUUCCCCGAGCCAUUAGAGCCAACUUUGUAUACAUCCACAUGGCUCACCAGUGACUCGCUUGGAACAAUCCAUUUGGAAUCUGGAAUCAUUCUCGUCACUUCCGAUUCUGAAGGGCAAUUCUUCACUACCACUUCCGUAUUCUCUACUAAUAACCAGCAACCCAGUUACCUAACAACUUGGACUACUGAUGUCGAUGGUGCAACUGUGACCCAUUCUGGUUUAGUAAUUGUCACUACUGAUGAAUCUGGUGAUUUCAUCACUACUACGUCGCAAAUCGAAGGUCCUGACUUUACUUCGUACCUAACGACGUGGACUACUACUGAUGUCGAAGGCGCGACUGUCACCAAUUCUGGUUUAGUAAUUGUCACUACUGAUGAAUCUGGUGAUUUCAUCACUACUACGUCGCAAAUCGAAGGUCCUGACUUUACCUCGUACCUAACGACGUGGACUACUACUGAUGUCGAUGGCGCGACUGUCACCAAUUCUGGUUUAGUAAUUGUCACUACUAAUGAAUCUGGUGAUUUCAUCACUUCUACGUCGCAAAUCGAAGGUCCUGACUUUACUUCGUACCUAACGACGUGGACUACUACCAAUGUCGAUGGUGCGACUGUCACUAAUUCUGGUUUAGUAAUUGUCACUACUGAUGAAUCUGGUGAUUUCAUCACUACUACGUCGCAAAUCGAAGGUCCUGACUUUACUUCGUACCUAACGACGUGGACUACUACUGAUGUCGAAGGCGCGACUGUCACCAAUUCUGGUUUAGUAAUUGUCACUACUGAUGAAUCUGGUGAUUUCAUCACUACUACGUCGCAAAUCGAAGGUCCUGCUCUUACCUCGUACCUAACGACGUGGACUACUACUGAUGUCGAAGGCGCGACUGUCACCAAUUCUGGUUUAGUAAUUGUCACUACUGAUGAAUCUGGUGAUUUCAUCACUACUACGUCGCAAAUCGAAGGUCCUGCUCUUACCUCGUACCUAACGACGUGGACUACUACUGAUGUCGAAGGCGCGACUGUCACCAAUUCUGGUUUAGUAAUUGUCACUACUGAUGAAUCUGGUGAUUUCAUCACUACUACGUCGCAAAUCGAAGGUCCUGACUUUACUUCGUACUUAACGACGUGGACUACUACUGAUGUCGAAGGCGCGACUGUCACUAAUUCUGGUUUAGUAAUUGUCACUACUAAUGAAUCUGGCGAUUUCAUCACCUCAACUUCCCUUGCUGGUCCUGCUCUUACUUCGUACCUAACGACGUGGAUUACUACUGAUGUCGAUGGUGCGACUGUCACUAAUUCUGGUUUAGUAAUUGUCACUACUGAUGAAUCUGGUGAUUUCAUCACUACUACGUCGCAAAUCGAAGGUCCUGACUUUACUUCGUACCUAACGACGUGGACUACUACUGAUGUCGAAGGCGCGACUGUCACCAAUUCUGGUUUAGUAAUUGUCACUACUGAUGAAUCUGGUGAUUUCAUCACUACUACGUCGCAAAUCGAAGGUCCUGACUUUACCUCGUACCUAACGACGUGGACUACUACUGAUGUCGAAGGCGCGACUGUCACCAAUUCUGGUUUAGUAAUUGUCACUACUAAUGAAUCUGGUGAUUUCAUCACCUCAACUUCCCUUGCUGGUCCUGCUCUUACUUCGUACCUAACGACGUGGACUACUACUGAUGUCGAAGGCGCGACUGUCACCAAUUCUGGUUUAGUAAUUGUCACUACUGAUGAAUCUGGUGAUUUCAUCACUACUACGUCGCAAAUCGAAGGUCCUGACUUUACUUCGUACCUAACGACGUGGACUACUACUGAUGUCGAAGGCGCGACUGUCACCAAUUCUGGUUUAGUAAUUGUCACUACUGAUGAAUCUGGUGAUUUCAUCACUACUACGUCGCAAAUCGAAGGUCCUGCUCUUACCUCGUACCUAACGACGUGGACUACUACCAAUGUCGAUGGUGCGACUGUCACUAAUUCUGGUUUAGUAAUUGUCACUACUGAUGAAUCUGGUGAUUUCAUCACUACUACGUCGCAAAUCGAAGGUCCUGACUUUACCUCGUACCUAACGACGUGGACUACUACUGAUGUCGAAGGCGCGACUGUCACCAAUUCUGGUUUAGUAAUUGUCACUACUGAUGAAUCUGGUGAUUUCAUCACUACUACGUCGCAAAUCGAAGGUCCUGACUUUACUUCGUACUUAACGACGUGGACUACUACUGAUGUCGAAGGCGCGACUGUCACCAAUUCUGGUUUAGUAAUUGUCACUACUAAUGAAUCUGGCGAUUUCAUCACCUCAACUUCCCUUGCUGGUCCUGCUCUUACUUCGUACCUAACGACGUGGAUUACUACUGAUGUCGAUGGUGCGACUGUCACUAAUUCUGGUUUAGUAAUUGUCACUACUAAUGAAUCUGGCGAUUUCAUCACUUCUACGUCGCAAAUCGAAGGUCCUGACUUUACUUCGUACCUAACGACGUGGACUACUACCAAUGUCGAUGGUGCGACUGUCACCAAUUCUGGUUUAGUAAUUGUCACUACUGAUGAAUCUGGUGAUUUCAUCACUACUACGUCGCAAAUCGAAGGUCCUGCUCUUACCUCGUACCUAACGACGUGGACUACUACUGAUGUCGAAGGCGCGACUGUCACCAAUUCUGGUUUAGUAAUUGUCACUACUGAUGAAUCUGGUGAUUUCAUCACUACUACGUCGCAAAUCGAAGGUCCUGACUUUACUUCGUACUUAACGACGUGGACUACUACUGAUGUCGAAGGCGCGACUGUCACCAAUUCUGGUUUAGUAAUUGUCACUACUAAUGAAUCUGGCGAUUUCAUCACCUCAACUUCCCUUGCUGGUCCUGCUCUUACUUCGUACCUAACGACGUGGAUUACUACUGAUGUCGAUGGUGCGACUGUCACUAAUUCUGGUUUAGUAAUUGUCACUACUAAUGAAUCUGGCGAUUUCAUCACCUCAACUUCCCUUGCUGGUCCUGCUCUUACUUCGUACUUAACGACGUGGACUACUACUGAUGUCGAAGGCGCGACUGUCACUAAUUCUGGUUUAGUAAUUGUCACUACUAAUGAAUCUGGUGAUUUCAUCACUACUACGUCGCAAAUCGAAGGUCCUGACUUUACCUCGUACCUAACGACGUGGACUACUACUGAUGUCGAAGGCGCGACUGUCACCAAUUCUGGUUUAGUAAUUGUCACUACUAAUGAAUCUGGCGAUUUCAUCACUACUACGUCGCAAAUCGAAGGUCCUGACUUUACUUCGUACCUAACGACGUGGACUACUACUGAUGUCGAAGGCGCGACUGUCACCAAUUCUGGUUUAGUAAUUGUCACUACUAAUGAAUCUGGUGAUUUCAUCACUACUACGUCGCAAAUCGAAGGUCCUGACUUUACUUCGUACCUAACGACGUGGACUACUACCGAUGUCGAAGGCGCGACUGUCACUAAUUCUGGUUUAGUAAUUGUCACUACUAAUGAAUCUGGCGAUUUCAUCACUUCUACGUCGCAAAUCGAAGGUCCUGCUCUUACCUCGUACCUAACGACGUGGACUACUACUGAUGUCGAAGGCGCGACUGUCACCAAUUCUGGUUUAGUAAUUGUCACUACUAAUGAAUCUGGUGAUUUCAUCACUACUACGUCGCAAAUCGAAGGUCCUGACUUUACUUCGUACCUAACGACGUGGACUACUACUGAUGUCGAAGGCGCGACUGUCACCAAUUCUGGUUUAGUAAUUGUCACUACUAAUGAAUCUGGCGAUUUCAUCACCUCAACUUCCCUUGCUGGUCCUGCUCUUACUUCGUACUUAACGACGUGGACUACUACUGAUGUCGAAGGCGCGACUGUCACUAAUUCUGGUUUAGUAAUUGUCACUACUAAUGAAUCUGGCGAUUUCAUCACCUCAACUUCCCUUGCUGGUCCUGCUCUUACUUCGUACCUAACGACGUGGAUUACUACUGAUGUCGAUGGUGCGACUGUCACUAAUUCUGGUUUAGUAAUUGUCACUACUAAUGAAUCUGGCGAUUUCAUCACCUCAACUUCCCUUGCUGGUCCUGCUCUUACUUCGUACCUAACGACGUGGACUACUACCAAUGUCGAUGGUGCGACUGUCACCAAUUCUGGUUUAGUAAUUGUCACUACUAAUGAAUCUGGUGAUUUCAUCACUACUACGUCGCAAAUCGAAGGUCCUGACUUUACUUCGUACCUAACGACGUGGAUUACUACUGAUGUCGAUGGUGCGACUGUCACCAAUUCUGGUUUAGUAAUUGUCACUACUAAUGAAUCUGGCGAUUUCAUCACCUCAACUUCCCUUGCUGGUCCUGCUCUUACUUCGUACUUAACGACGUGGACUACUACUGAUGUCGAAGGCGCGACUGUCACCAAUUCUGGUUUAGUAAUUGUCACUACUAAUGAAUCUGGCGAUUUCAUCACCUCAACUUCCCUUGCUGGUCCUGCUCUUACUUCGUACUUAACGACGUGGACUACUACUGAUGUCGAAGGCGCGACUGUCACUAAUUCUGGUUUAGUAAUUGUCACUACUAAUGAAUCUGGCGAUUUCAUCACCUCAACUUCCCUUGCUGGUCCUGCUCUUACUUCGUACCUAACGACGUGGAUUACUACUGAUGUCGAUGGUGCGACUGUCACUAAUUCUGGUUUAGUAAUUGUCACUACUAUUGAAUCUGGCGAUUUCAUCACUUCUACGUCGCAAAUCGAAGGUCCUGACUUUACUUCGUACCUAACGACGUGGACUACUACUGAUGUCGAAGGCGCGACUGUCACCAAUUCUGGUUUAGUAAUUGUCACUACUAAUGAAUCUGGCGAUUUCAUCACCUCAACUUCCCUUGCUGGUCCUGCUCUUACUUCGUACUUAACGACGUGGACUACUACUGAUGUCGAAGGCGCGACUGUCACUAAUUCUGGUUUAGUAAUUGUCACUACUAAUGAAUCUGGUGAUUUCAUCACUACUACGUCGCAAAUCGAAGGUCCUGACUUUACUUCGUACCUAACGACGUGGACUACUACCGAUGUCGAAGGCGCGACUGUCACUAAUUCUGGUUUAGUAAUUGUCACUACUGAUUCACUGGGGACAUUAAUGACUAUUACUUCGGUUUUGUCGAAUACCUUCCAAACUGGAGUCAGGUCUUACAUUACAACAUGGACAGCUACUAAGUCUGAGGGUGCUACUGCAACUUUUUCUGGUUUGGUUGUGGAAUCGACUAAUGAUAUUGGAUCUGUGCUUAUCUCAACCUCAGAAUAUCCCCAGCUGAAUGCAGCGGAGGCAUACCAGAUUACUUGGACAAAUACAAACUAUGAAGGUAUUACUGUUACUGAAUCUGGUAUCGGUUUUGUUUCGGCUGACUCCGCUGGACACUUUUUAACGUCUACAUCAACUUUUGCUUAUACAAAUCCUUCUGACCAAACAAAAUUUACUACUUGGACGACAGUUAAUCCUGAUGGAAUAACUAUCACCGAAUCCGGAAUAGUAUUAGUUACUAGAGAGACAUCGGGAGGAUUGUUUACGCCAACUUCUGUGAUCCCUCCAAGCGGACCUGUUAGCAUCAGUUCAUUUUCUACUGCAUUUGCAUCAACAAACGCAGUUAAGCUGCUCCCAAACAGUGGAGAGAACCACCCAUCAACGGCCGAAAUUGAAGCGAAGAUCUUCACAACUGUUUAUUUCACAGAUUUCGAAGGCGCGACUAUUGAGGUGACCGUCAAACCAACGGAAAUCACGGAUGAUCCUACUUUGAGCACCACCUUCCAAAGCAUAACAUUUAGUAGUUCCGCAAGAUUUGAACUGUUAGAAGGAAAGGCUCAAUCGGAUCGGAUCAAUUAUGGUCUCCACUUCAUAUUUAUCAUAAUUGCUUUGGUCUGA